This is a messenger RNA of Trichoderma reesei QM6a, 1965 nucleotides long. RefSeq lists its product as uncharacterized. The transcript has a single exon. The record is from RefSeq and is a predicted model, not a curated record. Gene Ontology annotation, cellular component: nucleus. NCBI's taxonomy places the organism in Eukaryota, Fungi, Ascomycota, Sordariomycetes, Hypocreales, Hypocreaceae. The coding region runs from base 1 to 1965 and encodes 654 amino acids. Gene Ontology annotation, molecular function: nucleic acid binding; exonuclease activity.
AUGAGCCUCUCCCUCAAGCACAUUCCCUGCCCGGCAGGCAACAGAUGCACCGCUUUUCAGUGCAUCUUCGGGCAUGAAAAGGACAAGAACAAAGUCGAUGAAGGCAGCAUUGGCGACUCGGCAAACGAUGGUGGACGGCCCUCGCAAGCAGAUCAGCCUCGCCCAAGCAAGCGCCUCAAGGUCGACGCAAGCGAUCCUCCUCCAUCGCAAACGCAACCUGGUGUAGCCUCAGUGAAGCAAUCCGAAGAACCAAAGAAGCAAGCUGCAAUGUUGCAGAGCGCCACGCGCCCAAUCUCUCCGCCUCCGCUGAGGAGAAAGUCUACGGCGUCAGAUCCCGCAAACGCAAGCAGCACAGCGUCUUCCUCAGCCAUAAAGAGCCAGCAGCCGGCCGCGAAGCCCAGCAAUCCUGCUUCUUCCUCCAAGGCAGCUGCACCAUCGAAGCCAAAGAAGGCUGAGUCGCUCAAUCCCCGACUGCUCAAGAGCUCACCAGCCAGCCAUGAGAUCCGACUGAAGCUCCUUAGGCUUGUCCACCAGGAGUUUAAGCGCCUCAACGACGAACUGAAAAAGACUGCCAAGGACCAAGAGAAGAAGCUCCUCUUAUCCGACCAGGAUCUCAUCACUCGAGCCCUGGAUGAGGAACAAGCAUGUGCCAUUGAAAAGCCGGCUGUGUACUCCAAUGUAAUGAAGAACAAGGUCAUGCAAUAUAAGCGCAUGACCACGGCUCAGUGGAGAGAAAGCAGGACCAAAGAGACACAGGAAGCUCAACAGAAGCUUCGGAAGGACGACAUGUCCGACGGAGAGCCCAGAAAGAUUGAGACUGGCCUCACCCAUGCGCAGGAGGUGCAGUUGUUGAAGCGAAUACUCACACCGCUCGACGACCUGGUCAACCAUGGCUAUGUCCCUGCCGUUCCGACCCCAGAACAGAUCCAGUCAGCCAAAGAUGGGCUAGAAGCCUCAAAGGGAUGGGAAAAGUGCGACCGCUGCCAGCAGCGAUUCCAAGUCUUCCCCGGGCGCAGAGAGGAGGACGGCGCCCUCACGACGGGAGGACCAUGCAAGUUCCACUGGGGCAAGACGUACGUCCCGGACAAGUUGCCCGGAGACAAAACAAGGGUGCCCAAGCGAUACCAUUGCUGCGGCCAGGAAGUGGGUGAAUCGGCCGGCUGCUUCACCCACGACCACCACGUGUUCAAGGCGACAGAUGCCAAACGCCUGGCGGCUGUUCUCAACUUUGCAGAGACGCCCGAGAACCCUCUGGCUCCGACCGAUAGAGCGGUCUGCUUCGACUGCGAAAUGUGCUACACCGUGUACGGACUCGAACUGGUACGCCUGACUGCGACCUCAUGGCCUACAGGAGAGGACUUGCUGGACGUCCUGGUUCAGCCACUGGGCGAGAUCCUGGAUCUCAACUCUCGCUUUUCCGGCGUCUGGCCCGAAGACCUCGCGUCAGCCGAGCCCUGGUCCGUCCACGACGAUCUCACGCCCUCUAAGCAAGGCGACGAGGGGAGCGAAGACGGCGAGCUGAAGCCUAAGAAGAAGAAGAAGCUCAAGAUCGUAUCCUCCCCCGAGGUCGCCCGCGACCUCCUCUUCUCGCUGAUAUCGCCGUCCACCCCGCUCAUCGGCCACGGCCUGGAAAACGACCUCAACGCCGUCCGCAUCGUGCACCCGACCGUGGUCGACUCCGUCCUGCUGUACCCGCACAAGAUGGGCCUGCCGUACCGCUUCGGCCUGAAGCGGCUCAUGAGCGUGCACAUGAACCGCAAGAUCCAGCAGGACACGGGGCCCAAGAUGCUGGGCCACGACUCUGGGGAGGAUGCGAGGGCGGCGGGGGAGCUGGUCCGGUUGAGGGUCAUGGAUGUGUGGAACGACAUGAAGAGGAAGGGCUGGCGGGUGGUGGAGGGCGAGAUUACGCCUCCUGAGGGCGAGAAGGGGGGCUUGACGGAGGCCUUCAUCGAGAGCGGUCAUUGA